AUGGCGAAUGAUGGUCUGAUUGGGCCUUGUUGUCUGCAUGGCACCAGAAAAGCGGGCGGCAAGCCUGGUGCAUGGCGCCUGGAAUAUGCAGUGGAAAAGUGGCACGGUAGAGCGUACUGGUUGGGGCAAAGCUGCUCACCUGUCAAGUAUGCCUCGCUGUCAGAUGAUAACGAGUACAUGCUCAACAAGGACGAUCCGUCUCUGCGGGUCAGCCUCCGCUGCAGAUUUGGGAGGCUUACCUACUUGGCAUCUAACGGCGGGAGCAAGCCACGAGAAUGUUGCUCGGAUAAAUCAGAGCGUCCUCAGGCUACGGCCCCGCUGGUCCAUAGGUUGAUUGGGCCAAGGCCGUCCAAGAGUUGGCGUGUAUUGGCAGACAGCGUACAGCCGGUCAAGCAUACGGGCUUUCUUGGUCGCGCGUUAGCUUUGGCUGUGCUGACCUCGACCGGUGCAUCUGCAAACUGCAUCGACGGCAGACUCGUCGGACGUCAAGAUUGA
Messenger RNA from Bipolaris maydis ATCC 48331, 495 nucleotides. The record is from RefSeq and is a predicted model, not a curated record. Lineage: Eukaryota; Fungi; Ascomycota; Dothideomycetes; Pleosporales; Pleosporaceae.